Messenger RNA from Orbicella faveolata, 2045 nucleotides. Its product is annotated as tRNA (carboxymethyluridine(34)-5-O)-methyltransferase ALKBH8-like. Gene Ontology annotation, biological process: tRNA methylation; tRNA wobble uridine modification. Gene Ontology annotation, cellular component: nucleus; cytoplasm. NCBI's taxonomy places the organism in Eukaryota, Metazoa, Cnidaria, Anthozoa, Scleractinia, Merulinidae. Gene Ontology annotation, molecular function: tRNA (5-carboxymethyluridine(34)-5-O)-methyltransferase activity; S-adenosylmethionine-dependent methyltransferase activity; tRNA binding. The record is from RefSeq and is a predicted model, not a curated record.
AUGGCGACUUCUAGUGCGGUCAAAUCCUGUGCGAGCAAAUUGACCAAAGCAGAGAAGAAGGCUUUAAGAAAACAAACAAAACUUAUCCAUGCUCUUCGNAAUUUAGAAUCCAAGAUGGCGACUUCUAGUGCGGUCAAAUCCUGUGCCAACAAAUUGACCAAAGCAGAGAAGAAGGCUUUAAGAAAACAAACAAAACUUAUCCAUGCUCUUCGUAGACAUAAUGCCGAUCUUGCAAGUGUUUCAGAAUCGCCAACUCGACACCUGAUGGUUGGAAACGGAGGAUUAAUGUGCGGUGUUGACAGAAGUCAAAUCGUUAGCUUGUUUCAGAAGUUUGGAAACAUUGAACGGCUUUUAAUGUUUCCUGGUCGAUCGUUUUCCUUUAUCAGCUUUCAGACUGUCAGUGAAUCUGUGAGGGCAAUGGAGACAGUGCAUGGUCGUGUUUUAAAUUGCCCUUCCGAAUUUCCCAGACCCGAUGUGACCUUUUACCUUUCAUUCCUUGCAAAUGUACCUGACGACGUCACGAUUGAGAAUCAGGUUAAACCGGCUGGACUUGUGCUAGUGGAAGACUUUGUGACUGAAGCAGAAGAGGAGGAAUUGAUCCAGGCGCUGGGUUGGAGAGUUGAUGGCAGUGAAAAUGAAAUUCCAGGGACAGGUAUUUACCUAAGUUUUUUCUGGCAUAAUCAAUCACUCUGCGAUCAAACAAAAUCGAACCUACACGAAAAUCAUAAGAGACUAUGUUUCAGUAUAACACCGCGGAAAUAUGAUAUCAUCUAUGGUACAAAAAGCACAUCAAACAAGGGGGCCAGUUGUGGUGGACCCUCCGAGGAACAUCAAUCAAAUAUCGCAGAGAGCACCUCGAGAGAAACAGCUGAAGACGGAACUACUCUGUUUGAAAGACAAACGAGAAUCUCGCUGACGCUCCGAAAAAUUCGUCACACUCCUUGUAACUGUUCCUUCGCAUCUCAGUGCGACUCGCAAAAUGACAAUAAAAAUUCAUCUGCAGUUCCACCGUCUUCUGAUGUCCCAAAGACAAUCGGAGAAGCUCAGAGCCUGGAGAAGAUACAUGUACAUGAAGUGUACGAGAAGAUAGCGCCUCAUUUCAGUGGAACCCGCCACAGUCCCUGGCCAGAGAUUGCGGAGUUUUUAAGAGGGCAAUCCGUGGGAAGCCUGGUGGCUGAUGUUGGCUGUGGAAAUGGAAAGUAUCUUGGGAUCAAUGAAAACAUAUUCAAGACUGGCUCUGAUAGAAGUGUCAACCUUGCGGCCAUCUGCAGGGAGCGGGGAUUUUCUGUGAUUGUGUGCGACAUCUUGGCCUUACCAUACAGGUCCAAUGCGUUUGACGUGUGUCUGUGUAUCGCAGUUCUUCAUCAUCUCUCCACUGCAGAGCGGCGUCUAUCGGGUCUCAGGGAGCUGGUGCGAAUUACACGGCCAGGUGGACUGGUGCUAGUCUACGUCUGGGCUUUAGAACAAGAAGCGAAAAAAAUAAAGAAGAAACAGUUGAAAGAAGUGAAUUUCACUGGAGAGAAUGACCAUCGAACUGUACAAGACAGCGAAAAUACCCCGGACGAGUCUUCGAAAGAAAGCGGUGUGGCAGAAGUUUUUCAUGAAAGUAAAGAACCUUUUACAAACAAAUUUGAAAAUUCGAGUGAAAAUAAUUUAACAAAACUACUGGUAAAUGCUUCCAGGGAGUCCUUUGAGCAACAAGACUUGUUUGUACCUUGGAAAUACAGCGGACCAGGGAAACUACAAGAAAAACAGCAAAGAGAAACUGAAGAAUCAGGCCUCGAGGGCAAAGAUGGUCACGUGUACCAUAGGUAUUAUCACGUGUUUCAAGUUGGCGAGCUCCGGGAACUUUGUAGCCAUCUGAGUAACGUGACAGUCGAGAAGCAUUACUACGACAAAGGGAACUGGUGCGUAGUACUCAGAAAAAACCAGUGACGGUGGGAGACUGGGUUGGACUGAAUGUAGUAGGACAUUUUCGUAUUCUCGGUAUAGGACUGGAACUAGCUCAUGCGACGCAUGUGGGGGAAUAUCAUUAAUCUCAUCAU